AGAAGGCCCGAGCGUGUAUCGCGCGGAGUUCCUCUCGCGUGGAAAAUCCGCUUCUUUCGAGCAGCCGGCCACGCACCAGGCGCAUUCUUGCCCGCGACUCGCGCGUGCACGGAAGAAACUCGAAGAACCGGAGAAACUCUUGUUCGAUCGAGAUCUCGCGAGACCGCUUCUUCCUUCGCGCGUUUACGUCGUGUCGUGUCCUCGCCCUCCGAAAGGGCGCGCGUCGCGACUCCGAAAGAUAUCCGGGAUAUCAGCGUGAACACCACCGCACGUGUCUCCUCCAGUUCUUCCUCUGGUGCUUCCCCAAGUUGGCCUCUUAUUACGGAUUCGGCGUACGUCGCGCAGAGGAAAAAAACCUCCCCAGAAUUUGUUAGAAACUAUUCCUUGUCUCCUCCUACACCCUUCUCUCCUCGUGAGUGCAAGAAGAACACGCUGGAAUCCUAGAAAAGGCUCGCAGGAUGUCGGAAAAAUUCCUGCAGAUGUAGUUGUACAGUGUGCACUCCUCGAGGACUGCAGUGCUGCUUGUUGCUGCUCGAAAGUUGCUGGUUAAAUAAUUAUUCGCUAAGGUUGAGGAAUAACUAUUUAAGAAAUUAACUUAAUGAAAGAACUGAAAUUAAGGAGAUACGAUUUGCAACAAGUAAAAUUAGUAUGCGUUACGAGAUAAAGUGUUAGUAGCAAGAAGUGCUUUCAUGAUGCAGUGAUUACUAUGUUGAGAGAGAUCGAUUACGCGCAAGACACAAUCGUAAAAUAUUUCAGUAUUUUUUGACGGGAGACGAAGGUGAAAUUUAUUCAUCGAUUGAGACAAUUCAAGGUUUAAGGAAAUCGUUCGCUGUCGAGCGUGUGACAACGUGACAAAGUGCUGUCGAAAAUAUAUUAAGUGGAACAAGUGUUCGCGGGUGUGAAAGAGAGGGUUUCGGUGCAUUCUUCAGAGAUGGUCAGCCAACACGCGAUGGCCACCACCGUUCGCAAAGUCAAGCAGGAGAACCGUCUCAGGCGGCAAAAUCAGAAUCAAGAUGAGGAGGGACUUUACAAGCCAGUACCACCACCGAAACCGGUGCCGAACAAUCAGAAGAGCCAGAACGACCAGCAAGAGAAUAGGGUGCAAACGGUAGCCGAGCAGCAAUCGUCGCUUAGGGCCGCCAUAGAAAGAAACGCCGGUCUCGACGACGGUCAGCUUCGCAGUUCCGGGCAGAACAUUGCACCGGAAUACAGGAUGCCACCACUCUACGGGGAGGAGCAGAGUUCAAGUCAGACUCAACAGCCGGCUAACUUACAAACCCACAGUAGCAAAUUUCCGAUAGAACGCGAGGUAGUGCUGUCGUCGACAGACAAGAAUUCAAAAAUCCCUAUCCUUCAUGAGUACAAACAAAAAACUGCAGGAAGAGUCGCAAUUGCACCGGAUGCGCCGAUCAAGCAGCAGGCUUGGGUUCAAGAAGGAACUCAGAUGCAAGAAGUGAGACAGGAGAGCCAAGCAAGGAGCUACCACCCCCCGGAGUCCUACGCGUCGACGUCGGCAUCAGCGGCGGCAACAGCGACGAGAAACACAAAGAUCGAUGAGGAGAAGACGAAGUCUCUCUCGAGAACGUAUCACACGAUCAAGGACAUGAUAUCCAGUCGUUUCGGUCAGAGUCGGAAGGAUACUGAAACGGAACCAGAGGCUAGCUUGAAUAAUGUCACCGAGGAAUUGAGAAAAUCCAGCAGAAGCAUCGAUGAGGAAGAGGCCAAGAAGAAGGAGGGGAUCUAUGGGAAACCGAGGGCGCAGGAACCCGCUGUUAACAUGCAACAGUACCCUAAAAAUACAUGCGGUCAGUACGGACACUCGUACAGUUACCUGAGCAAUCAACAGAACGUACCACUUCCUGGCCAACUGCAGCCUACCACGCAGAUCCAACCUAAUUUGCCAGGUCAAAGUGCACAGCUCCACGUGACGCACCAUGCACCGACCGGAGGAGUUCAAACGGUCCAUCAAACGCAAGUUCCCAGCUUCGGCCAAUCAGCGACAGGUGGUAGCCAGCAGGUGCAGAAUGUCGCGAGGGAAUACGUUGUCCAGGGACCGUCUGGACUGCCGAGUCAGCAAUUGCAUCAAGGAAUCCAUCAGAACUCUCAGAGCCAGGGCCAAAGCACGCCAACGCAGAAAACGCACGGCUUGCCAAUGCAACAACACCAAGUGAACCCAGGUAUGCAGCAAUCGAACCAAACCUUCCAAAGCCCUCAGCAGGUGCUGCACCAGAACCAGAACCAUCAUCAGAGUCCUCGCUUCGCGCAGCAACACGCGCAGAACAUGCACCAGCGGCAACUAAUCCAGCAGAUACAUCAACAGCAACUGGCCAACCAGCAGCAGAACAGUCAAACGGGUGCGAGGAACGUGCAACAAACGUACUUCUCGAACAACGUGUCUUAUCAGCAGUAUCAGCAGGCGAGACAGGCGAUGUCAAGGUCCCAAAUCGACUUGCCGAGCACAUCGAGGCAAACGCAGGAACUUAGGCUCUCUGGGCAGGAGGUUUACUAUCAUUAUGCCCAGGGUAGGCCUAGGUACGGCGUACCCCAGGUUUACAUGAAGACGGAAUGCAACCAGGAAAUCGAGUUCCAGCAACGGAACUCGACCAAGGGCAUCGAGAAGGCUGUCUCGCAGCCUCAGUUAUGCUACGAGGAUGAGCGGGUCAACGAGCAAACUAGGAACACUGUGGAACCCAUGAAACCUUUGACUGUCGAUCGACUGGACAAGGAGAGGUACGAAAUCACUGUAGAGAAUCACGGAGAAUUCAAUAGGAACGACUCUCAAAGGAACGACGAAUACAGACCGGAAACCAGAUUCGGUAUCCGCAGAGACGAAGCGAUCAGGUGUUCCAAACGAGAACCGGACGGAGUUUCUGGCCAGGAGAGCCAAGAGUCGGAGGGCACUUCGGUCCAAAAGAGAAUCGAGGAGUUGCAGAAGAGAGUCGAAGAGAAUCACUACAGCUCGAAAGCAUCCAAAGAUAAUGCGGAAGACACGGCUAGGAACUCGUCCGCGCCGAAGGUCAUCAACGAAAGCAAGAGAGAGAAUCAGUACGGGAAGGACUCUGCUGUGAAGUUGGACUCCAAGAAAGAUGAGCUGGAACAUGGCAUAGGGCGGUUGAAGAUCCAGAAUCAAGGAUCUGGAUCGGAUUACGAUAAAGCUGGACAGAGUUCAUCUAAUGUGGACUCGGGGAGAGGAUCGGCUGUCUAUUCCAGCGGAAGACGACCUCCGCCUGAGCAUCAGACCCAUCCUCCAGUGCAAGACUCCGUAUGGGUGGACAUAGUGGAAUCUGAGUUAAGGAGCAUUUUGGAGCCGAAAGAUGUGCCCGCGAUGGCGCAUUCGACGCUAUCCGAAAGUGUAUCAUCCGUGACGCCACCAUUGCCGCCACUCUCGCCCCAUGAAAGUCCCAGAACGCCGAGAAAUCGAUACUCAGCGAGCUUACCAUACGGGUCGAAACCUAAUUACAGCGAUUACAGUAAGGCCUUGGAGAAAAGAGGAUUAUCUGGUAGUUCGAAGCAUCGUGGCGCCUCCCUGUCCAGGAAAGAAGCUGCGAAGAAGUUUUCUCACCUUUUCGGUGUGGAAGCAGCGGACCUAACUUCGACGACGACUGGGCUCGAUUUAGACUCUAUGCUGGACAGAAGCGACUCCGACUUAAGCACGAACGACGCGAGGACUAUUAGAAAGCAGUUGGAAGGCUUGGAGAACAUGUACAGCGAGGUGUUAAAACUGCUUGGCGGCAGCGUGAAGAAAAGACGAAAGACCAGAGGCCUUAUUAGUUACGGUUCCGUCUCGUCGUUGCCCACGUCAUCUGUUUCAUCUAGACCAGUCACAAGGCAUCAUGACAAACGCAGAUCCCACGCGAUCGACGACAGAAUGAAGAAAGCCAAAGACAUUAAGAGCAUCAACAAGCGCUUUCAGCGGCUAGAGUCUCAUGUGGUCACACUGGCGAGGUCGGUGGCUCACCUGAGCUCGGAGAUGAGGACGCAGCAUCUGAUGAUACAGGAAAUGGAGAACAUAAGGGGCGAGAUUGCGGCACUGAGGACACAGACGAGCAUGGCGAUGGUGAGAUCACAGUCACAGCCGUUGAUCAAGGACUCAGAGUUACCUGCCCUCUCGAAUCCUUCGAGGGUGAAAAAGCUGACCAAGUUCUUCGGCACGGAACCACCCCUCAUUCGACUGUUCCUGAGGGAACUUGGGUAUGAGAAAUAUGCGAACGCAUUCGAGAAAGAGAAGGUAGGAAUGGUGGAGCUUCCCUAUCUAAGCGAGGAGAGGUUACAGAAAAUGGGAGUGCCCCUGGGUCCAAGGUUGAGGAUCCUUCAGGAAGCCAGGAUAUCGGUGUGCAAGGACCCGAUUUACGUCGUAUGAGAUCCUCAAUGUGUUCAAAAUGAAGGAACAGUUCGAGAAUGGAUGCCAAUAGGGGUUGAAAAUAUCUGGAAACUGAUUUCUCCGCGUAUUUUCAGAAUAGCAACGAUCGACUGGUUUUACUUUCCAUUGGUAGGUUUUAAAGACGACGAAGAAUAACGGAGUGAAUGAAUUUAUGUCUUUAGAAGUACUGAAUAGCAAAUUGUUAAGUUCUAGGAGCGAAUGUGUGUAUGUAUAGGAAUUCAGUCUGCUCGCAAGAUAAAACAAAACUACUGUUGCAACGCUUUAAACUUUAAAUUCGGAAAGUUUAACGUUACCGUGCGUUUCCACGGGGUUCACUGUAACUACUUCUUUACCAUAGGUUAAUUUAUUUACGUUUAAUGAAAAUCGUGCUAAAGAAACUAGUAACCAAGCAGAAAGAGAGAGAGAGAGAGAGAGAGAGAGAGAGAGAGAGAGAGAGAGAGGGAGAGAGAGAGAGAGAGAUGGAUUAGUUGUUUUUCGAAAGUAUGGAUAAUACAUAUUGUUACAUGCGAUACAAACUGUACGUUUUGUUAUCCGGGAGUCCCAUAUUUAUUAUAAAUUAUUAGCAAUUUGUACAACGUCGCUGUUCUCACUCGUACGAAUCUCGUCGCUUCCAAAGCAGGCAAUAAAAAGGCAAAAUACUAACAUGAAUGUAAAUAUCAUUCGGCAUAUCGGAUUAACCACAUCAAUUAUCUAUUUAUACAAAGGAAACACUUGUCCGCUUCACCGUGGUGAAGUCAUCACUGUUUGUAUCAUAAUUGAAUUGAGAAAUUUAUUAUAGGAAAUCGUAGUAUUAAGUUUUUUCUAUUUUGUAUAUUUAUAAUAAAUUGUUAAGUGUAACGCGACAAGGAUAGGUAAUGUAUUGUUAACGCAGACUGCAUUGUACAGUUUCGAUCAAUGAAUUCGAACAGAUAAAGUAA
Megalopta genalis is the source of this 5298-nucleotide messenger RNA. RefSeq lists its product as uncharacterized. The record is from RefSeq and is a predicted model, not a curated record. Gene Ontology annotation, molecular function: protein binding. Lineage: Eukaryota; Metazoa; Arthropoda; Insecta; Hymenoptera; Halictidae.